AAUUUUUUCUUUUUCUUUUUUGUUUUAUUUUUAUUGUUCAAACAUGCAAUUAACCAUUAAAACACUUCAACAAAAACAAUUCCAUUUGGAAGUCGAAAGUUCCGACACCAUCCUUUCCAUCAAGGAAAAGAUUCAAGAAACACAAGGACACCCUGUUGCUCAACAAAAGAUUAUCUUUGCUGGUAAAAUUCUUGUUGAUGAAAAGUUGGUACAAGACUACAAGAUAAGUGAAAAGGAAUUCCUUGUCUUGAUGGUAUCCAAGCCCAAGGCCGCUGCCAAGUCUGUAGUCGAACCCGUCAAGGAAGCACCUGUCACCACAACUCCCGCUGCCGUACCUGCCUCCGUACCUGAGCCUGCUGCUGCCCCUUCACCUGCUGCUGCUUCUUCACCUGCUGUUGCUGCUGCUGCCCCUGUCGCACCCGCUACACCUGCCACCACCAACACAAAUACCACACCCACUACUGAAACUGACUCUCAAUUAGUGACGGGAACUCAGCUUGAUGGCGUGAUUCAAAAUAUGAUGGAGAUGGGAUUUGAGCGUGAACAAUGUGUCCGUGCUCUUCGUGCUAGUUUCAACAACCCUGACAGAGCUGUUGAAUACCUCUUUAACGGUAUUCCUCAAAAUAUCUUGGACGAAAUGAACAUGAACGCACAAGCCGCUCAACAACAACAACAAGAGGGAGCACAAGACGCCACUAUGACCGAAGCCACCGCAGCCGCAGCCACUUCACCUACCACCACCAACAAUAAUAAUAAUACAACAUCCGACGUCAAUCCCAACGCACCUUUGAACUUGUUUGCUGCUGCUCAACAACAAGCACAACAAGCACAACAACAAGCACAAGGUGGAGGAGGAUUAGGAGGAAAUCCCGAUUUUGCCAAUUUAAGAAACACAGCCCAUUUCCAACAAAUUCGACAAUUGGUGCAAUCCAACCCAGCCUUACUUCAACCUUUACUUCAACAGUUGGGUCAAUCAAACCCUGAAUUGUUGCGAUCGAUUAAUGCUGAUCCCAAUGGAUUUUUACAGGCUUUAUUAGAGGGUGCAGAUGAAGAUGAGGCUCCUCCUGGAUCUUCCAUGGUUCAAGUGACCCAAGAAGAGAAGGAUGCCAUUGACAGAUUGGUUGCUUUAGGUUUUGACAGAGGUAUGGUCAUUGAAGCUUAUUUCGCUUGUGAAAAAGACGAAGAAUUGGCUGCAAACUACUUGUUUGAACACGGAACUGAAGACUUUGAAUAAAUUUUUUUCUAUAUCUAUCUUUUUUUUUUUUUUUUUUUUUUUU
Mucor mucedo is the source of this 1277-nucleotide messenger RNA. Its product is annotated as UV excision repair protein Rad23. Gene Ontology annotation, cellular component: nucleoplasm; cytosol. Lineage: Eukaryota; Fungi; Mucoromycota; Mucoromycetes; Mucorales; Mucoraceae. The transcript is spliced from 9 exons. Gene Ontology annotation, molecular function: polyubiquitin modification-dependent protein binding; ubiquitin binding; proteasome binding. Gene Ontology annotation, biological process: nucleotide-excision repair; proteasome-mediated ubiquitin-dependent protein catabolic process. The record is from RefSeq and is a predicted model, not a curated record. The coding region runs from base 44 to 1234 and encodes 396 amino acids.